UUAGUCAUUCACAAUGGUUGCUCUCAGCUUCAACUCGAACAACUGGCCAACAACAUUCUAUCAACACCACAACAACGACACCGACGUCCUUCCGCCACCGUAUUUCUUACCGUUUCAUGACAACAAUCUUCACUUUUCAACUUUCAACAACGCCAUCACCACCACCAACAAUAACCUCCCAUUUCAUAACUCAAUCAAUUUCCCAACAUUAUCUUAUAAUAAUAACAACAAUAAUCCACUUUCUUCAUUACCAACUAUUGCUCAACAAUAUUAUUAUCCGAAUCUGCCCUUUGUAUCUGAUCCUCAUGAUCCGUACUUCUUUCCAAUGGCCACCCACAUUGAACAAACACAGCCAGAGUAUAACUCAUAUCAGUCUUUGACUUCUCAUUAUUCAUAUCCACUAGUUUAUGAUAUGUUUCCUAUGGAGCAAAUGCAACCCGAUUUCUAUGAUUUUGGUAACGCGUGUCCUAAUGUUUUUAUUGAUCAAGACGUACAAAUGAAGGAGCACGACUACAUUGGCAAGGGUAACGGUAAUGGUUCUAAGAGGUUAUCAGCGCAAAGUAUGGCAGCAAGAGUGAGGCGCAGGAAGAUAAGUAGCAAGACGUCGGAGCUUGGAAAGCUUGUGCCCGGUGGACAUAAAAUGACCACGGCUGAAAUGUUUCAAGCUGCUUAUAAGUAUAUCAGGUUCUUGCAAGCUCAAGUUGGUGUUUUGCAACUCAUGUCGUCUUCUCUGGAACUCGAUGAAGAACUACAAGCGAUGAUAAAAGACCCAUCGGUGCAAGAGAAGCUAUACGUUGCGGAAAAGUGCAUUGUGUCUCAGACGCUUGCGAAAACCUUAGCCGAUUCUCAUGAGGAAUAAAGAGACCAAGAAUUUUAACAAAUUUGAUCAUUCUUGGGUUCAUAGUAGAUUAGUUAGGAUCAUUGAUGUUGUUAUUGUAUUUUUAUCACAGUUUUUGUAAUUGUUCGCAAAAAUGAUGUGAUGCAAA
Erigeron canadensis is the source of this 986-nucleotide messenger RNA. Its product is annotated as transcription factor bHLH53-like. The record is from RefSeq and is a predicted model, not a curated record. Gene Ontology annotation, molecular function: protein dimerization activity; DNA-binding transcription factor activity. Lineage: Eukaryota; Viridiplantae; Streptophyta; Magnoliopsida; Asterales; Asteraceae. Gene Ontology annotation, biological process: regulation of DNA-templated transcription. The coding region runs from base 14 to 859 and encodes 281 amino acids. The transcript has 2 exons.